UUCAGGAUCCCCGGGACAGAGACCUGGCAGGACAGCUCGGCCGGGUCGUCUUCCGCCUGGAGCUGCGCUCGUCCCGGGCGGCCGGGUGCGCCGCCCAGGACGGGACUGCGGUUGAAAACGCUUGAAAGGCGGUUGUUGUGGCGGCGGAUUUUGGACUUAGCGGGCUGCCGGACUCCCGUGCUCUCUGUGGAGCGCACGGUGCUGACCGAGUUGUUGGACCUGGGACAGAAACAGAAGAUAAGUCUUUGUGGCAAAUGAGUUGAGACACAGAGGAGGUGUCAGACUCCUAAAAUAAGUUGAGGAAUGUACACCAGGAGUUGGGACACUCCCCUCCCUGUCACAUAUACUUUUACACCAUUUAAGUUCAAGCCAACCACUUCCUGUGGUUCUAGUGUCCUGUCAGACAGUAUCAGACAGUAUUAGACACUUUUACAUUCUACUUUCACUUUAGUGAAGCACCUGUAGGAGCAAUACAGCCAUACAGUACUAGUACUAGUACUAGUACUAGUACUAGUACUAGUACUAGUACACAGGCCCGAUCGUAUUCCAGUGGCUUACUGUGUUGAUCCAUUGCUGGCUUUCCGGCCCAGUUGGACCAGUCUCUUCUUGGGGGAGCGGAUCAACAAAGCCACUCCAGCUUGUUUAUUGCCGUGGCCGCUCCUUUCCUCGCCAAUCAUCUUCCUUCAGCAAAGUCCCUGGAAGCUUCCAGCAGCAUUAUCAUCCAAAAUGUCCCACGAAGACAACAUGACCAAGGACAACUAUCCCUCCUGGCUGGCACGAGACGGGCUAGCUUGAUGACGACACACUCACGGAUGUAAUAACUUUAGAACUUUUCCUCACAGGGGAGAUCAUUGUGGAAGACCCGGGCUGGGACGGGCUGGUCUCGAAAGGGGUCCGGUCUAGAAGAAGACCACUGAUGACUGGACUCAACCUGCCGCCGCCUCGAGACAGAAGCCCUUUGGUAACGUCACCGCAGCAUCACGCGCACGAGCUCGCGAGGAGGCGGGAAGAAAUUGGCACACGCACGCGCGAGUCGUGCUGGUCAUAACGUUGAUUUAAAAUGAAGGAUGUAAAUAUGAUUGAGCUGCCGUGUGUGGGUGCUUUUGUAAAAUGUUAGUUCUUGUGUGUCUCAUGUGACGCUUUUGACUUUUUCACUGUUAAUGUUUCACUUUAAUGUUGGUUUUAGGGUUAGGGUUAUAGCGACAUCCAGUGGUCAGCAAGGGUAACUGCCAAAGCCCAGGGACAUUCAGUAAAAACUGUUUUUGUGCCUCCAUGUCGACACGCAGCGUAUGUCAUCUCUGUCUGGCAUUCCCUUUCCGACUCACGACUUCAUAGUGACGGUUAGAUGAAUAAUGACAUGAUAAACUAAAUAAGUACAUAUCCACUCGCUAAGCGCGCAGGGCGCCGCUGGUGUAGUGGUAUCAUGCAAGAUUCCCAUUCUUGCGACCCGGGUUCGAUUCCCGGGCGGCGCAACUUUUUACAGACCAGUACUUUAAACGUUGUCAGACUUAAUAAAGUGUUAAAUUAGCAUGCUAGCUGUGGCGAAGGCCCGGUACACACGCUAGCCAUGUUAUUAUGCGGCUACGUGUCAUACUAAGUUUGGAAACGCCUUGUCGACGUUGAAUGAGAUCUGCACGUGUACCAGUUUUGAAAACCGGAAGUGACUCAUGUGGUUAAACGAGGCAGAGUUUGUGUGUGUGUGCGUGUGCGCGUGUCCUUUAUUGAGGAGCAUGAACUUGUUGCAGAGCUCCUGCUCGGUGCCAAACAUGUUGGGAUCCUAACCAGGCUUGGGUGAGCUUCAGCAGGAAGUUGGCAGCGUCGUGUCGCCAGCAUGGAGGCCAUUGGAAAGUACGACUUCACGGCGUCCAUGUCGGGCGAGCUGAGCUUCAAGAAGGACGAUGUUAUGAAGAUCUUAAGCACGCAGGGCGACUGGUUGAAGGCCGAGAUGGACGCCCAGGAAGGCUUGGUGCCAAAGAACUACAUCGCCAUGCGGACGCCCAGUUGGUUCCAGGAGAACGCCACUCGCGACACAGCGGAACAGUUCCUGAGCGCCAAAGACAUGGGACACUUUGUGAUCCGAGGAUGCCAAAGUUCACCCGGAAACUUCUCCAUCUCCGUCAAACACAAGAGCGAUGUGCAGCACUUCAAAGUCAUGCGGGACCGCCGAGGCCACUACUUCCUGUGGUCCGAGAUGUUCACCUCGCUCAACAAGCUGGUGGACUUCUACAAGACCACGUCCAUCUCCAAGACCACCCAGAUCUACCUCAUGGACGCAGGGAGCCCCCCCGCCGCACGCUCGAUGACGAGAGGAAGUUUACCUGAGACGCCCAGCUCAGCCCCCACGACGACGACCGCCGCCCCGAGCAGACCCUCGGAUCAGCCUCGCCACCAAGCGGUACAAGCAGAACGGGACACGUCCGCCAUGUUGGGGCUUGAAGGUCAUGGUGUCGUUCUGCAGGCCCAGGUGCUGCGUCUGGAGGAACGGGCUCAGUGUGUGGUCCAAACGGGAAGAAGCGGUCCCGUCGGUGCUGACGUCACACAUCCGGCCCAGGUGAGGGCCGUGUACGACUUCACCGCCGAGGAAGACGACGAGUUGGGUUUCUGCGCCGGUGACAUCAUCGAGGUGCUGGACAGAUCGGACCCGUCAUGGUGGAGAGGACGGAUGAGGGACAAGAGCGGCUUGUUUCCCGCCAACUACACCAAACAGCUGGGCACAGGCCACGCCCCCAAGACAUACAGUCACUGACUUCACAAUAAGUGCUGUCUUUCACAACAUGGCCGAUCAAUCCAAGUCAGCCAUGUUGUCUUACGUACAGCCAUGUUGUCUUACGUACAGCCAUGUUGUCUUACGUACAGCCAUGUUGUCUUACGUACAGCCAUGUUGUCUUACGUACAGCCAUGUUGUCUUACAGUCUUGUAUUUUGAUGAAUAUAUUGACGAGGAUGACUAUGGAGGGAGUAGUGGUAGUAGUAUUAGUAGUAGUAGUACUAGUAGUAGUGCUACAGCUUUUUAGUGAUUGGUGUGAUUGACAGCUGCUUGUCACGUGGAAGACGAGAAAGCAGAGAAAGAGAAGUUAGUGUCUUCCGUUGGACCAGCACUACAACAACAAAAGUACACGUGAAGCUUUCAAGGUCUGGCUGUUGUCGGGUCCUGUUGCCAUGGUUACGCAACAGCACAAUGGAAACGCCACCUUGAGAGAAGAGAGGCUGCCAAGGACGGCCACGGACUUGUUAGCCUGCUAGCUUUAGCACUCUCCUCAGGUGCUAACUUCCUUCCUGUCACGCUGUCGGCAAAGAAGAUGAAAUCCACAUCCCUUUAAUCGGCCUGCUGUUGAUCAGCUGCUUGGAGGAAGCCAUCUGCUCCACCAGGGUGAAGACCAGGAUGAAGGAUUUGGAUGUUUCUUGACAUUCUUCUACUUCCUGAUGAUCCUGAUGAGUUGUGUUUGUGCUGGACCUGCUGGACCUGCUGGACCUGCUGCACCAGCCCAGUUGCUUUCAGCUUGAGCUCCCCCGCAGGUGGACAGUCUCCUUCAGCGUGACAGCGAGUCCUCCAGGUCCCGAAGCCCCAGACCAUCACACUACCACCACCACAUUGGACCUUCCUAAGGCAAGUCAAGCCUGUUGUUUUUUGGAUGCUGUUGUGGGGUCUUUUGUGACCACGCCGAUGAGUUGUGGCUGCGCUCUUUGGGUCGUUUUGAUUGUCUGGCUCUCACUGUGGUUGGCUGGAGUCCCAACGCUUUAAAAAUGGCUUUAGAACCUCUUCCACACUGAUUGAUAGUUACAUAUGUUUUAGGGGCGUCCCGUCUCGUCCCUUUUGUAGAGUUUGGAAUUAAUAAAAGUACAAAUAUUUUUGCAAUAUUUCCAUUUAUUUGAUGAAAAAGGAAAUGAAAACGGGGGCAACCACUCUUU
This is a messenger RNA of Doryrhamphus excisus (bluestripe pipefish), 3908 nucleotides long. RefSeq names its product GRB2 related adaptor protein 2a (gene grap2a). NCBI's taxonomy places the organism in Eukaryota, Metazoa, Chordata, Actinopteri, Syngnathiformes, Syngnathidae. Gene Ontology annotation, molecular function: protein binding. The record is from RefSeq and is a predicted model, not a curated record.